AUUUUGACAUCAACUGUCAAUUUCUUCUACGUCAUGCAUUUCUUGUAAAUUCAAUGAUGUUUAAUAAAUAUAAGUAAUUUACACGUAAAAAGAUAUUAAAAAUAUUAGUAUUAUAGUAAAAAUUAAAGGAAACAAUUUAAACGAAAACAACACCAGAAAUAAAAGCUAACAACAGCCAACAAACGAUAAUCGUACUUAGAAAGGUGGAAGUAUUUAAAACGAUAGAAAAUACAAUGCGAAGAAAUGCGCGCUCAUCACAACAUACACAUAAUGAUUAUUCAAUUUCUACUGUGCCAUACCACAAUAUACUUCUCAAUGAUUCAGACACUACCGAAGUUGAUUUUCUGCAGAUGAACAAUAUAUCUUCACGAAUACCUGCUACUUACAGCAACAAUAGUACAAACCGGUUCGAAAAUACAAUAGAAGCAAAAGUCGAAACUGGUGAUACGUUACAAGCUAUAGCAUUACGUUUCCACUGUACUGUUGCCGAUAUUAAGAGACUAAAUAAAAUCGAUAAGGACAACGAGAUUCAUGCUCGAAAAGUGGUUAAAAUUCCCGUAACGGUACACAAUGUACUCUUGGACACAUUACCAACCGUUCAUAAGAGCGGUAAUAAUAGUCCUAAUCCAGCACAAAAGUCUGGUGGCAGUGAGAGUCGCGACAGUAAUAGUGGUUUAAGUAGUAUUGUACGCAAUCCUCUUGAAGAUGCCGAAGCCAUGUUAAGCGAAAAACUGAUGGUAGCUUCAGUAAAUUCUUCAGGUUUAGACCAUCCGUCUACAAGUAAAGCAGCAACAGCGAGGGAAAACAACGUGAAUGACAUCAUAUUGAAUUCAAAACUAAAAUCGGGCACUUUGAAUGUCUACAAUGAUGGAGAUAUAUCAGCAAGUAAUCUCGACGAUGUAUCGGCACCUCUUAUAACGGAUAUUUUGAACGAUUCGACUAAUGCACCUCGAUUGCAUCGUAUACGUGGGCCAUCAUUGCGUGCAAUGGAUUGGUCAGGGACUGAUUGUGAUAUGUCGUGGAUUUGUUUGUUUGUUGUAAUUUUAGCUCUGUGUUUCGUCAUUCCACUUGUUUAUGUAUUCUACAUAGCUGAACAUGCUCAUCACAAUACAACAGGAUCAAUUUCUCCAACUCACCAAUGACAUUUAGUAAAAGUUUCCUAACAAUUUUUUUUACCAUUGUCUGGUAUUAAAUCUCGACUAAAAUAAAGGCCUCUUUAAUUACUAUACGAAUAGGGAAGUGAUAAUUCAUUGGCUUUAGAAUUAAGUGAUAAAUAUAAUUUUGUUGUGUACUGUUUUUCGGAGAAUAUUAAUAAUUCGCCUCUUAAUAUUCAAUAAUAUCGGUAUAUAUGUAUAUUUUUAAUUACGUCAUUUUGAAUGACACAUCGUAUUUAAAAGCUCUUCCAAAAUUAAUUUUAAUAUUAUCUAAUUUUUUAUCAUAUAAAGAAAAAACAAAUUCAAAGAUUGCAUUUAGUAAAAAAUUAAAAUUUUAAAUUUUGAAAAGUGUUAUAAAUGGAUGAACAAGAUUUUAACCAAGAAUAAA
This is a messenger RNA of Lucilia sericata (common green bottle fly), 1542 nucleotides long. Its product is annotated as lysM and putative peptidoglycan-binding domain-containing protein 3. The record is from RefSeq and is a predicted model, not a curated record. The coding region runs from base 234 to 1142 and encodes 302 amino acids. NCBI's taxonomy places the organism in Eukaryota, Metazoa, Arthropoda, Insecta, Diptera, Calliphoridae. The transcript is spliced from 3 exons.